ACCCCCCGCAGGAGAUGGAUAACAUGACUCGUAUAUGGGACAAUAACACCGCCUUGGCCUCCGUCGUUAAUUACAGGUGUUAUCCGGGUUACUUCAUGGAGGGGAACGUGAGCCUAGGGGAGGAGAAGGUGGAGUGUAUCGGGGUCCUGGGUGGAUGGUAUCCCAGCCAGGUGUCUAGCUGUCUACCUGUUGAUGUAUGUGAGGGAGAUGUACCUAAACCACCUUCCUCCCUCAUCACCAACACCUCCGCCGUUCACCUCCAUCACCUGAACGGCACCGUCAACUUCACCUGUCCGACCUUGAUGACCACACUAGACGGGAACACCACUCAGAUGAUUACCUGUCAAUAUAAUGGAACAGGUUAUGGAUUUUACCCCAUGGAGAUACUACCUUGUGAUGUGUGUGUCGGGCAGCCUGGAGUAAACAACAGCGUGACAGACUGGAUCAACACCACCUCCUGGACGGUAAACAUGACAGUGACUGCUACCUGUUUCGACCGUCACGUGUUUAACCUGUCUGCCACUAACUACACCCUCACCUGUACUAAUCAAGGCUGGCAGACACCUGAACCGUGUUAUCCAGGUUGUGUAGAUGACCUUCUCCAACCCCCCGUUACUAACAUGACCCGGGAUGACCUGAUCUGGAAUGGUGUUGGGGUAGAGGUCAACUACACUUGCCUACCCGGGUUGUUUAUACCGACAUCUGAGGUGUACCCGGAGGUGAUUAACCUGACGAAGGUGAGGUGUAGCGAGAACUCUACCUGGGAACUAAUUGGCCCACCGCUAAUGUGUGUCCAGUUGUGUGUGGAGGAUCCCAUGAUGGUAGAGGCGCCACUCAACUCCUCCUGGGACGGCUUCAACAGGACCCUCGGGACGCAGGUAGAGUUGGCGUGUCCAGCUGGCCAGGUGUUACCAGACCUCAACACCUCCACCACCAUCACCUGUGUUAAUGGCGGCGUCUGGACCACCGUCUCCCAAGACUAUCUGUUAUGUAGGACACGUGAGUCACUAUGAGUCACUGUGAGUCACUGUAUACCUUCUCGCACGCUUGAUAAUUGUGAUGAUAACUGCUUGUAAUUGAGAAAGUGGCACCAAGGUGUUGUUAUGUAAGACAAGUAGAGGAGUGAGCACUGUAGACUCCAAGUGUCACCAUAAUAAUAAUAUACCACACGUGUAAACAAGCUUCUACCAAUCACGUGCUUAAUGGCGUAAAUAAACUACAAAAUCAGUCAUCUUAUCUUUAUAUAUUAUCGUAUAGUCUCUCUCUAUCUCUCUGUCUCUCCAAGCUGCACCUAUGGACCCCCCAGCUGUCCCUGAGGGCGCCUUCAUAGCUGGCCCUGAGCCUCCUUACUGGGUGGGGACGACCAUCACCUACACGUGUACUCCGCCUCUCAACUCACCGACUGGCAACACCAGCACCUCUAUCACCUGUCAGGAGGGCGGCUGGCCACCCCUCGACCCAGCCUACGCCUGUGUUAACGGUGAGUGUUGGCCAGUCAGUAAUACUCGGAACGUAACUCAUAUAACUUACAUGAUCUUUUAACGUAACUAAUUAACUUAUCUAAUAUAACUUACUUUACCCUUUAUUUAACUUACCCUUUCGUUAAUGUACCUUUGAGUCCGAUUACUGAACCUCUAAAGUUCGAUGACUUAACCCCUCGAGUACGAUGACUUAACCUCUCGAUUACGAUGACUUAACUCCUAAGAUAUUCUCAAUUAUUUAAGUUAUUAUGCUUCUAAUCCUAACCA
Molecule: messenger RNA, 1748 nt
Organism: Homarus americanus (American lobster)
Lineage: Eukaryota; Metazoa; Arthropoda; Malacostraca; Decapoda; Nephropidae
Product: complement factor H-related protein 4-like
Exons: 8
Coding region: 15-1013 (332 amino acids)
Source: RefSeq, a predicted model, not a curated record